Molecule: messenger RNA, 2079 nt
Organism: Xylaria bambusicola
Lineage: Eukaryota; Fungi; Ascomycota; Sordariomycetes; Xylariales; Xylariaceae
Exons: 7
Coding region: 1-2079 (692 amino acids)
Biological process (GO): DNA repair
Source: RefSeq, a predicted model, not a curated record
AUGGAGUCCGCAGGCCUUCGCUCCGUUCGCGUUCACUCCAAAGACGCCAACCAAGGCGGUCAAAAGCGCAAGGCAUCCGAUAUCCGAGAUUUGAAUGAACCAGUGCAGAAGAAGCAGAAGGUUUCUAGCCGUUCCCGGGCCCUGCCUAAGACAAAGAAGGCAUUGAAACUUGAUAACAAAUCUCUGCAAGCCGAACCCCUCGCCCGUCCAGCUGGCGAAACGCCGGCUUAUUCAAAUUCCCGUGCUGCGAUUUGUGACAGCCUCGUAUUUUACAAGUCGCACCAAUCAGGUGUCCAUUCAAAACAGAAAGCUUGUACUGCAACUGGUGUACUUCUCAAUGGAAAGACGACACCUCGUGACGUUCUCCAAAGCCAGGUAAUCGUUACUACAAUUGGAGGAGGCUUCAGUAAUGAUAAGGAUGGCCGAUACGUCCGAACUAAGAAUCAGUCGGCUACCUCUAAGAAUUACACAUACCUCGAAAAUGCAAUGAACAAGGGCCAGCCAGUUGGGGUUGUCAUUGGAAAGCAAGCUCAAGGGAAAAAGCGUUAUGCCAAUAACCUUGUAUCAAUAGAACUAGAACACCAUUUCAAUGUUCUAGACUGGUUCUUUGUCACAGAGAUAUGGCCUGAGCCCCAGCCUACUCAGUCGGAUGGAACAAGCUUCAUCCAUUAUAUGAUACGACUGCAGAAGAUUGAUCUGAGUUCCAUAUCGUGGUGGAUGCCACAGGGUCAAGAAAGGAACGGCAUGUUUGCUGUUGGCCAAUUCCAUUGCCGUACCUCCACAUGCGAAUCAUGUAACACAGAGAGCAAGGAAAUCUUCCAAGAAGGGUGGUGCUGUCGAACCAUGAAUUGCCCCAACUUCUUUCGCUUUCAGCAUCCUGGCGUUGACGCCGAUGCUCUCCAGUAUAAUGACAACUUCUUGAAUGAAAGAGCAACAAGAGACCCAACAGUCGAAGUUGGACCUCUAAUUCCGGAGCUUCCAGUACUUAAGCCAGAAUGUUACGGAUCGGAAAAGGAAUUCAAAAAUGGCAUUGUGUGUCCUGACUGCAAGUCUGCAACCCAGCGAAAGUCUUGGGAUGGUUGGACAUGUGACAAGUGCGGUUUUCAACUAUUAAUGAUUCCCAAAGACGUUGAGAUGUUGAAGGUACAUGAAGAAACCAACCGGGCUUUUGGGAUACACAAGAAUAAGUUCUAUUCGGUUGACACCAGAAUUCUUCGCAGACAGCAUACGGUUCCGGGCUACGAAGUAACCAGCUUCUAUCUUCCAAACGAUCCCAAGAACCAUGGCGAGGCGAGAUUCAUCGGCUCAGUUUCGGUGUUUCGGCCAUCCAAAUCUGCAUUAGAGCGUCAGGAAGGUUUAGAUAGCCUAUUCCAGGAAAUACAGAAAGCAACACGAGUGGGAGAUGUUAAGUUGCAACGUCGCCCUGCGUUCUGCCCAGGCUCCCAUAUGGAAGAACUCACUUCGCACUUUGCGUGCAAUAUGGGAGCUGAUUAUAAGUUUGGCGUGGUUGUGAAAACAUCUAAUAGCUUUGAAACAGCGCCUCCUCCGAUUAUGAAGGCUGUGAGUCGUCUAACAUGGUGUGGCGCAAAAGCAGUUGAGUUGGUUUCGAGCUGCGCUUCUAAAAGCCGUCUUUCUGUUGAUUCGACUUCAAUGCCCAAUAAAUUCAUUGACUUCAACGAGGAACUCAUCCUUGGCUACUUCGAGGAGUCAAAGAUAAGCUAUCAUGAUGAUGGAGAGAAAGAACUGGGGCCAACGGUCGCAACAUUAUCCCUUGGCUCUCCUUCCAUCAUGAGUUUCCGUGGUAAGAAAAAGACUGGAUUCGGGACCGAGGACAAGGCAAGUCCUGCCUUGUUAUCAUUCAUUGUUGAGCACGGCGAUGCUGUGAUUAUGCAUGGCACUAGGAUCCACCAGUACUUCGAGCAUCAAGUUGUCGCUGCCGGAAUUCGUCGGUUUGGGCUGACGUGUCGUUACAUUCGCCCAGAGAUGAUUGCAGAUCCGGACAGGCGUCAGCUGGCCAUUGAGAAUGGCAAGGUGCCUCUGUAUUGGCAGAAGCAGGCGUACACAGGUGAACCUGCGUAG